AUGCUACUCCAACACAGUAUACUUCUGGAGGUUCUACCGUUUUUACUGUUUUUACCAUUCAUAAAUGCGGAUUCAAAGCCCUACUUCCGCUCCGUUAGCUAUGAUCGCGAGCACUAUGGCGCAUGGCCCCUACAGAGCUACCACUCUUCCUCAGUCUCCGGUUUAAUAUUGAAUUACUGGCAUCGCAGUCGUGCCUGUGAAGAUGGGGGAUUUACGCUCAUCGCACCACGCGGUGACUCAGUCCGACACAAAGGGCCGAUGAUCCUAGAUCAGAAUGGAGACCUGGUCUGGUUCAAGGAGUACGGCACAACGUACAAUUUUAAUAUCCACACCUUUCGCGGAGAGGAUUAUCUUACAUUCUGGGCUGGAAAUGAUGGGAUUCGUGGACAUGGCAAUGGGUUUUAUUAUAUGCUCAAUUCUCGAUACGAAGAAAAGUACAAAAUCAGCAGUGUCAACGGCCUUCCUGCAGACUUUCAUGAGUUUAAUAUCACGCCUGAUGGAACUGCUGUUUUUAUUGUAUAUGAAACCCGACCUGCGGACCUGCGCAUUGUCGGUGGACCAGAAAAUGGUUGGAUUUUUGACGGUGUCUUCCAAGAAGUCGAUAUCGAGACCAACGAGCUUCUCUUUCAAUGGCGCGCAUCCGAGCAUUUCAGUCUGGAUGAUGGUUACCGCGGAACGGAGGGUAAUGGGGAUUCACAGGAUGCACCGUGGGACUUCUUCCAUAUGAACAGCAUUGACAAAGAUGCCCGAGGCAAUUUUCUGAUUUCCUCACGGUAUAUGAGCUGUCUCACUUAUAUUGACGGAAAGACCGGUGCGGUCAUCUGGAGACUUGGUGGAAAGUACAAUUCUUUCGCCGAUUUAUCAGAUGGUGCGGCGACGAAUAUCAGUUGGCAACACCAUGCUCGGUUCCAGGAGGACAAUGCAGAUAUAGACCCGGAGUCAGAAGAUCACCCGAAGCGAGCGAUUACCAUUUUUGACAAUUCAUCUCGAGGCGAAGGUGCCCCCGAAAAUAGAAGCCGGGGAUUGUUCAUCGACAUCGACGAAAAGAAACUCACAGCUCGUGUCAGACAUGAGUACUGGAAUCCCCUGCCGAUUAGUAGCCAGUCACAAGGAUCAACACAACUACUCGACAAUGGAAACGUGCUCGUUGGAUAUGGACACAACGCGGCUUGGACCGAAUUUUCCAUGGACGGCGAAGUACUAUGUGACGUACAUUUCGGACCUUCUGGCGGAUUUGGGGAUGGAAACAUCCUCUCAUACCGCGUUUUCAAACAUCACUGGGUCGGAAGACCGAGGUCAUCUCCUGAUGCAGCAUUCGCAGGGACAUACGUCGCGGUCAGUUGGAAUGGAGCCACAGAGGUGAAGAGUUGGGUUCUGGAGGGAGCUGUUGAUACAAGGAACGGAAGUGACGGGAGUGAGUUCAAUGAUUGGAAGAUACAGCAUCCGGAGCAUCUCGAUGAGUUCGUGUUUGUCUCUGCUGUUCCCAAGUCUGGAUUUGAGACUGUAGUUCCUGUUCCUUCCGACAUGCCCUAUCGAACCCUGCGCGUUGUUGCGAUUGGCGCCGAAGGGGAAUUUCUGGGUAUGACUGCUACUGUAGAAUGGAAACCAGAAGAAUACAGCAAGGAGAUCUUGACUGUUCAUGGCAGCGAAGAUGAUUCUGUGACUGAGUCUGGCCAGGGGGACUUUUGGAUGUUUGUGGUUGGUUCGAUGACUGCUGCACUCGUUAUGUUAUGCGCAUGGUUGAUCAGGAUUUGUGUUCGAGAGGGUUCAUUUGGACCGUUCUUCGGAGCAAGAACUGAUAGAGAGGCAAAACACGAAGAGUGGCAGUCCCCCAACUCUCAGGAGCUGAACGAACUGUUCGAGUUGAGCGAUUCGGAAGCCGGAGACCAGCCUGAGUCUCACCUCUUGAGAAAAGAGGACAGAGAUGGGAUAUCGUGA
Molecule: messenger RNA, 1938 nt
Organism: Penicillium nucicola
Lineage: Eukaryota; Fungi; Ascomycota; Eurotiomycetes; Eurotiales; Aspergillaceae
Product: arylsulfotransferase family protein
Exons: 2
Coding region: 1-1938 (645 amino acids)
Source: RefSeq, a predicted model, not a curated record